This is a messenger RNA of Oryzias latipes (Japanese medaka), 2895 nucleotides long. RefSeq lists its product as uncharacterized. The record is from RefSeq and is a predicted model, not a curated record. Gene Ontology annotation, molecular function: RNA binding; metal ion binding; protein binding. Lineage: Eukaryota; Metazoa; Chordata; Actinopteri; Beloniformes; Adrianichthyidae.
AACAAGACAACAAACCGCUGCUGAGAGUCAGCGAAGAAGAGCAGCGACACAGGAGGAAGCUUUCCAGCUGUCUCCCCUCGACUUUUCCUCAAGAAAACAGUAAAGUUUAGUUUUUAUAAAGGCGUGAAGACACCGAUGAGCGCCAUGUCCCAGAAGAGAGACCUUAGAGUCUCCCCUUCGGUUCCCAGAAUCCGUGACGACUCCAGACUGAUGCGCAUGCACGAGUCCAUGGUGGAUUACCUGACCGGCCGCUCCACCUGCGGUACCUUCAUGCACAUGCUCGCUCCCUCUUUUUUCGGUUUAAAUGUUUUUGAGACGUUUGGGGACGACCUGGUCUAUUCAGAGGAGGAGGACGAGGGUCUGCACUCCCAUCUCUUUAACUCUUUAGAGCCACACCCACAAAUCCGGCAGCUGAAUGACGAGGAGGAGGCUGCAUUUACCAAAGAGGAGAGGGAGGAGGACGCUCGCCGCAGGGACCGAGCUGAGAAGAAUAAGCGGAAAAAAAUGCGGAAAAAAGCAAAGAAACGUCUGGAAAAAGAAAACGCACUCAGAGACACUUCACUUGUGGAAAAUCAUGACAAUGACGAAGACUCAGAAAGUCCAGAGUCACCUUUUAACCUUGAUGAAAACUCUCAGAGGACUGCUGAGGCAGCAGGAAGUGAUGAAGCUGGCAAAGAAGAUGAUGUGAGAGCGAAGAAGAACGGAAACCAUCUGUUGAAGGACUUGCAGGAUCUGGGCUUUCAGAGUUCAGCCGCUCCAUCAGCCCCUGGGGGAAAGGGGACCCCUCCCAGAAACAAAGGCAGAGCGGGGGAGGAACGGCCAAAGGCUAUGCACAACCAUGAACAGUACCUAGAUGUGGAGGACUUGUGGACCCUUUUUGCUGAAUCUUCUUUUGACGAGACGCGUGAUGAAAAAGCAACCGAAGAAGAAGAAAAGGCUCGUCAUGCCCCACAGAACAAAGACACAGGAGGAAAGAAGGAGCAGGACUCCACUGCACAGACCGCUGUAGAUCGUCCAGCAGAGGAGUUUGCAAAAAGGAGCGUAGAUCUUGCCAAUGCGGGGAACCGCUUGGCGGCUUCAGGACAGUUUGAGCUGGCUGUCAAAUGUUUCACUGAUGCCAUUCGAUACAACCCCAUGGAGUUCAAGUUGUUUGGAAAUCGCUCCCUGUGCUUCGAGCGGCUGCAGCAAUAUGGAAACGCCCUUCGGGAUGCUGAGCUGGCGCUCUCUCUGGAACCAAACUGGAUCAAGGGUCUGUUCCGGAAAGGAAAAGCUCUCUGCGGCCUGAAGAGGUACUACGAAGCCUCGCUGGUCUACAAGGAGGUUCUGAAGCUGGACAGUACGAGUGCUGAUGCUGUGCAGGAGCUGAAGAAGGCGCAGACCCUGCACCUCAUGGAGAUGGGGUUCUCCUGGGUAAAGAGCUCUGAGGCCCUGAGGGCUCACCCCUCGCUGGAGGAGGCCGUGGAGGCUCUGUUCGCUGCGGAGGGCGGUCCGGGUCAUGCAGUGCUUUCGGCCGGGUGCGAGGCACAGCAGGAGGAAGAUGACGAUGAGGGCGAGUGGGUCGUCCUGCAGGGACGCUCUCCACGGUCUUCACAGAGCCAAGUGUCUGAGGCUUCGGACCAAACCAGACCCAAAUCAAAGUCCCCGCCCCCCUCCAGCAGGAGUCUUACCAAAGAGAGCCUUUUCUCCGUGUGGGUGGGAACGUUGGCCCCCUCCAUGACCUACGUGAAACUCCACGAACUCUUCAGCAGAGCUGGAACCGUCUACAGCAUCAAGAUGCUGCUGGAGCAGCAGUGUGCCAUUAUUUAUUACACCAGGAGAGAGGACUGUGAACAAGCCAUCCACUGCCUUCAUGGGAUGGUGGUGGAGGGGGCUCCUCUGACCGUACGGCAUCCCUAUAACACUAACGGUGGCAAACCCGGUUCAAGUCUGCAAAAGAAGGAGUGCUUCUUCUGGAGGACAACGGGCUGCACAAGGCCAGACUGCACCUUCAAGCACGUCCCUGAGCACAAGAACAUUGACAAAGACAAAUUUACUAGCCGACUGGGACAGGGAGGCCACACAGGGGGCCAUCAGUGAAGACUGGCAUGCUGGGUAUUCUGCUUUGUAGACGGGCAUUCAGCCGUCACAGCUGCAUGAACGUAGCCUCAAACGAGCUGCACUUAUGUUAUUACAGUCUUAUAAUCGUGCCUUAAUGCUCAAGAUGUGCCUCUGGGUUUUGUUGGUUUAAGAGUUUAAACCUUAACGUUUAAUGUUAUUUCUUCAAGAGAUGGAUGAAAAAAAACCGUCUUGAGUUUGCUGUCACCACCAGGUGGCGUUGUUGAGUUUUCUCUGGUGGGAGUGUUGUUCAUUUUUAAUGCUGGGGAUCUCAGGAGUGUUUCAGUUGGCCUUGAAUCAUAUUUAUGCGGUUUUAUGCAAAAUGAUUUUAUGUUAAAAUAAAAUAAAAAUGAAAAGAUGAAGUUGCUGCCAAAAUAACUCCAUUGAGGAGUCUGUUGUGGCAUUUUUCUGAAGUUGACGUUCGCAAAUGGCCUUUGGAGGAGAUUGGCUGGAGUAUCUGCUGCCUGUUCAUGCUCACUUUGUUGAAAAAAUGUUGUUUUUAAAAGCCUUAGGGGGCUUAAGUCAAACUCCACAUAAAAAACAGUGUGUUUGUUGUUCCUGCUCAGAAAUGGUCGCUACAGGACAACAGAAAGCAAAAAAACUGUUGACCAUCUCCAGGGCUCGCUUAACGAAAUCCUCCUCUUUUGAGUGUUAAACUUCAAAGAAUUAUUAAUUAAUCAAUAUUCAAUAAACAGAGUAUAAAUUUGAUUAAUUAUUGUUCAAAUGAAGCUGUAAUUCGCUCUAAAUAAGUGUCCUCUGCUGUUGAGUACAAUGAUGUGAAUAAACCAUUCUUCAGAUGUC